Molecule: messenger RNA, 1829 nt
Organism: Caretta caretta (loggerhead turtle)
Lineage: Eukaryota; Metazoa; Chordata; Testudines; Cheloniidae
Gene: TAPBP
Product: TAP binding protein
Biological process (GO): antigen processing and presentation of endogenous peptide antigen via MHC class I
Cellular component (GO): membrane
Source: RefSeq, a predicted model, not a curated record
UAUCUGUCCCGCCCGCUCCCCGAAAGUGAAAGUGGAAGCGGGGGGUGGGGGGUUUUCGGGUAUUUCCAUCCUGCCUCGCAGCCAACAUGACUUCGUUCGUCCCCGUGGGGGCCCUGGCCCUGCUCCUGCCUGGGUUCGCUCUGUGUCUGGCUCUGGCGGGGCCCCCCCGGCUGAGCUGCUGGUUCGUGGAGGAGGCUGGGGGGCGCAUGGGGAUGAUGCCGAGUUCCGUGACUCAGCGCCGGGCGCUGCUACUGCUGCGGGGGGCGAGAGGGGGGCUCCCCGAGACAGAGCCCGAGCUGCCUCCCGACCUGGAGCCAGGCAUGGUUUUUGACAUCACUGACCCUGCAGGGGCUCUGCACCGCGUCCCCCUCCCAGUGGGGGGGCGCUCCAAGGAGGGGGAGCUGCCUUCCUGUGAGAUCAACGCCUACACACCACAGGAGGCCCACGUGCCCUGGGCAGCCGGCCUGACCCCCGAGCACCGCAGCCCCCUGGGCCUGGGGGGUCCCUGGUUCAUCAGCAGCGUCCAGGCCCCGGCCAGGGGCUACGGGGUCAGCGCUGUCCUCAAGAGUGAGGAGGCGGCAACGUCCCAGCAACCAGCAGUCAUCAUGGCAACUGCGGUGUUGUCCGUGUUCUCCCGCACCCCGCACCUGCACUCCCGCCUGGGCCGGGACGUGCUGCUGGACUGUGGCUUCACGGCACCACCUGGCCCCUUCUCGGUGGAGUGGCGGUACCAAUACCGGGGUGCUGGGCGCGUGGUGCUGGCCUACGAUGGGGUGUCAGGCCGGGCCCACGUGGCCGAGGAGGGGGCGCAGCUGUUCCUGGAGGAGGGGAGGGCGGGCGCAGACACCAACGUGUCGCUGCGACUGUCCCAAGUCGGGGUGCGGCACGAAGGAACCUACAUCUGCACCAUCUACCUGCCCCACCUCCAUGCUCAGCAGGCCCUGGAGCUGCGCAUCACCGAGCCCCCCAUGGUGAUGCUGCACCCUGACCCCCUAUCGGUGGCCCCUGGGGCACCAGCUGAGCUGGCCUGUGAGGUCUCUGGCUAUUACCCAUUGGAUGUGACGGUGAGCUGGCUGCGCCGGGGCCCCGGGGAGGCGGGGGGCGACCUGCUGGAGUACGUGACUGAGACCUGGGAGUCAGGGCACCGGCAUGGCCCCGACGGCACCUACAGCCUGAGCAGCUUCGCCCGCCUGGCACCCGUCCAGCCCCGCGACCACGGAGCCACCUACAGCUGCCACGUGACCCACGCCGCCCUGGCCACCCCUGCCCGGAGGAGCGUCCGGCUCCGGGUGGCAGGUGCCACAGGCCCCUCCCUGGAGGAUGCCAUUGGGAUGUUCCUGGCUGCGUUCCUGCUCUAUGGGCUCUUCCACCUCCUCGGAAACAAGGUCUGUCCAUCCGGAGCUGAAGAGAAAAGCAAGAAAUCAGAGUGAGACGUGCCCAAAGAAGCUGAGAUUUUGGGCGCUGAUGUGUGACCCCCAAAAUAAGAUUGUGAACCUCAGGACAGGAACCAGAGUUGGGGGCUUAAUGGACAAUAAAGGGUUAACAUCCUCUCCAGUCCCCCUUCCCUGCACCUGCCGUGUUACGAGCCAGGAUCAUGCCUCGAUCCUCCCCCACUGCUUCCCCAUCCCCUCUUGGCCUGCUCUCCCCACAGCACCCACCUCCCCUGCUGCUGGGGUCCCUCCGCCUGCUCCCCCUACCGCCUGCCUCACCCUGGGGGGCUGGGCAAGUGGCCUGUUCCAUUUAAGGUUGGGGGGCUGUUGGUCUGCACUGCUGUACGGGGGCUUCAGCCCCAGAAAUAAAAAUGUUUUGCUGUGACCCCCGUAACUCCA